Molecule: messenger RNA, 1250 nt
Organism: Neurospora tetrasperma FGSC 2508
Lineage: Eukaryota; Fungi; Ascomycota; Sordariomycetes; Sordariales; Sordariaceae
Exons: 2
Coding region: 1-999 (332 amino acids)
Source: RefSeq, a predicted model, not a curated record
AUGCUUCCAGCAAAACUUCACGUCUCUCCGCUGCGAAUUGUCUCAAUUUGCGCGUGUAUUUUUGUUCUUUUCUACAUCUACGGCCAACUCGGAGCUGGCAUCUUGGAUGUGGCAUCGCCGCCUCAACGCUAUGCCGGUGUCCCGGCGAGCCCGCCCGAAAAAGCCCCAGAGCUUCCGCUCGAGCUAGUGGUGGCCAGUAUGAAGUAUGAGAACACCACCUGGUUUCACGAAUACCUACCGGACUGGCCCGCGAGCAUCUACGUGGUCGACGACCCUGAUGCUCCCCUCACGGUCCCCAAGAAUAAAGGGCAUGAGGCCAUGGUCUAUCUCACACACCUCAUCGAUCGCUACGACACUCUUGCCUCCACCACCGUCUUUGUCCAUGCGCAACGUUUUGCCUGGCACAACGACGACCCCGACUAUGACGCCCUCGUAACUCUCCGGCACCUGCAAACCCCCUACGUACAAACCUCUGGCUACGUCAAUCUUCGCUGUGUCUGGGUCCUCGGCUGUCCCGCAGAGGUCCGCCCCAAUCUAGACGUCCAUGAUCUCAAGGACCUUUCCGCCUCCGGAGAUGUGGCGCUCAAGGACAUUUUCAAACCCGCCUUCCAGCAGAUCCUCCCGGGGAUUCCUGUCCCCGAAGUCGUUGGCGUAUCUUGCUGCUCCCAGUUCGCCGUUUCCCGUGAAACAGUUCACAACCGAACGCGCGAGGACUACGUCCGGCUUCGUGAGUGGCUGCUGAACACGGAGCUGGACGACAGUCUAUCUGGCAGAGUGUUUGAGUACACGUGGCAUAUCAUCUUUGGGAAGGCAGCCGUUCACUGUCCGGAUGCGGGCGAGUGUUAUUGCAAGGUGUUUGGGCUGUGUGGGCUCGAGGGGUGCAAAAAGGAUGGGUGCGAUGGGAGAUAUACGCUGCCGAGGGUCGCGACGCUUCCGAGCGGGUGGCCGAGGCUGGGGUGGGAGGGGGAGAAUAGGGGGUAUCGGGGUCCGCCCGUUUGAUUCCGGAGAUAAUGCGAGAUUGUUACUCGUGGGUGGUGGUCCAGGAAUUGAGUUUCCUGCAGCGGCCUGCGGAAGUCCGAAUUACUAUUCAAGUUGCGACCGAUGAAAGAAGCGGACUUGAACAGUCCAGCGGGCACUCUCAUGGCCGGUGCUGAAUGCAUUAAGGUACAGGUACCUUAGGUAUAUGUAUGGCCUUCAUGCCAAAGGAUGAAAAUACCGGAGAAGAGGUGCAGUUGCCGGGCAUCCGCGAG